Messenger RNA from Octodon degus (degu), 852 nucleotides. RefSeq names its product CD63 molecule (gene Cd63). Bases 47 to 760 code for a protein of 237 amino acids. NCBI's taxonomy places the organism in Eukaryota, Metazoa, Chordata, Mammalia, Rodentia, Octodontidae. Gene Ontology annotation, cellular component: membrane. The transcript has 8 exons. The record is from RefSeq and is a predicted model, not a curated record.
CGGCGGGAGAGGAUCGCUCAGCCUCGGGAGUCCGGGCCCAGCAGCCAUGGCGGUGGAAGGAGGAAUGAAAUGUGUCAAGUUCUUGCUCUACGUUCUUCUGCUGGUGUUCUGCGCCUGUGCAGUAGGAUUGAUCGCUGUGGGCAUAGCGGUCAAGCCUAUCCUGAGUGAGACCAUGAGCCCUGGGGCUACUCCUGCCAGCCUGUUGCCUGUGAUCAUCAUUGCGGUGGGGGCCUUCCUCUUCCUGGUGGCCUUCCUAGGCUGCUGUGGAGCCUGCAAGGAGAACUACUGUCUCAUGACCACCUUUGCCAUUUUCCUGUCUCUUAUCAUGCUGGUGGAGGUGGCCACAGCCAUCACUGGCUAUGUUUUUAGAGACAAGAUAAGAGCAGAGUUUGAUAAGGACUUCCGACAGCGGAUGAAGAAUUACUCCAAAAACAGUACAGAUACAUUACUGGACAACUUGCAGAAAAAAUUUGAGUGCUGUGGGGCUGCUAACUACUCAGAUUGGGAGGACAUCCCUGGCAUGGGCAAGAACAGGGUUCCUGAUUCCUGCUGUGUCAACAUCACCAUGGGCUGUGGCAUUGACUUCAAGCAGAGUUCUAUCAAUCCUGAGGGCUGUGUGGAGAAGAUUGGGAGCUGGCUGAGAAAAAAUAUACUUUUGGUGGCUGCAGUAGCCCUGGGUAUUGCUUUUGUGGAGAUCCUGGGAGUCGUGUUUGCCUGCUGUCUUGUGAAGAGUAUCCGAAGUGGCUAUGAAGUGAUGUAGGGGGUCUAGUCUCAUUAGCCCCCUUGUCUAGGGGAAUAGAGUAGAAUCCCCAGGUUUUUUCAAUUAAACGGAUUAUUUUUUCAGACCAAAAA